CCUCUGUGUCCUUUUGUGUGUUCACCUGCAAAGAUGUGUACGGGAGCGUGCGCCAAGGUCAUCGCCAUACCCCUCUAUAUCCUGGCGUUGCUGUCCAUCAUCUGCAACAUUGUGCUCUUCUUCCCCGACCUCAAAACCGAAUAUGCGGCCGAGGAUCGUGAGGGACUGCCCCGGAUCACUGAAGAAGUUAAAUACAUGGGGGGAGUGAUCGGAGGAGGCAUAAUGGUCCUCAUUCCUGCCAUCCAUAUUCACCUGACCAGCUCUGGCAAAUGCUGUGCCAACCGCUGUGGGAUGUUCCUGUCCAUCGGCUUCGCGGCUGCGGGCGUGGUCGGGGCCAUAUACAGCUUGAGCGCGGCUGCCCUCGGACUUUCCAACGGUCCGCUGUGUAAGUGGAGCAAUCUGCAAAAUCCCAUUCCAAAAUGGGGGGUUCCCUUUGCAAACAGCACUGGGAGCUACCUGACAGAUAAGGAUAUGUGGAAAUGGUGCAAACUCCCCGAGAAUGUCGUUGAAUUCAACGUGGGGCUGUUCUCCACCCUUUUGGCGGCGGCCUCCCUUGAAUUGAUCCUCUGUCUCAUUCAAAUGAUCAACGGGCUUUUCGGAUGCAUCUGUGGCACUUGUACCGGAAAAGAGUAAGCCAGCCGGAUAAACCCCGAAAGACGAGACGACCUGCAUCGACGCCAUCGAGCGUUAUCGACUUGAGCUCCGUUUCACAAUUGAAAAUGGACACUUUGGGAAAUCAUUGCUACCUCGUCUUGGCUCUCCAUAUUGGUCGAUUAUGUGAUUCCAUUCUCUGCUUUCUCAAUCGCUAUGCUACAUUUCCGUCUGUGUUUGAAGAUAUUUUGUAAUAAAUCUCCCAAUGAAAACAACGGCUUCGUGUUUGACAGGACAAAAUAGAAACUUUGUUAUGAGUAUCUGCAAUCCUCCGUUUUUCCUAACACUUCCUCUGAGCCUUUAUUUAGUCUGACAGGCUGGAUUAAGAGGACAGAGGGGACAUGUUGUUGGAGUGGGGGGUUGUGGAAGCAAGUGGUCAGGUUUCAAGUCUGGCAUGGAGACUCCAUGGGGAAUAAACGUAUGUUUAGCCGCUAACGGGAUACUGCACAGCCAAAUAUUUCUUUGUGCGUUCUGGAGAUGAACUUUAACUGGCUGCCAUAUGCAGAUGAGGACUUGACUGCAGGCUACAUCAGCAAAAAAAUUCCAAGACCAGGUGAGUAACCGGGGCACAUUUGUGUGUGAAAUUUCAAGUCAGACUUGGUGGGGGAGGGUUUUGGCCCAUUGUAGCUGUCGAGUAAGAGCGGCACUUGUGGUCCAGUGAAACUCAAUGCUGUCUUUCUGCAUGAAUUGUGUCAGAAAUUCCAAUCCAGUUAGUUUAUGGGGAUGAGGAAAAAUCAAUUCUCGAUUGCAGAUGGUAUCAUUGUAAAUCUGGCAUUAAUUAACAUAGCUCCCAUCAGUGAAAAAUUAAUGUGGAAUCACGCAAGACAUUCCAAGCUUUGAUUUUCAGUGUGCUUCAACUUUCACAUUCUUUUUGUUCCGAACGUUUUGGGGCCAAGUACAGACAUGUUGAAAUGUGGGUAAAAGCUGGAGCUCUGUGAAGGAAAUUCUGGUGUCGUAGCUUCUUGUGGUUGCUUGCGUCUUGCUUUAAGGCCAGUUCUCAUUCCCCACUUAUCAGCUUAUGGUGUAAGCAUUUGGCACAACAGUUGGGAGUAAUCUUGUUUGACUGAUC
Syngnathus typhle (broad-nosed pipefish) is the source of this 1720-nucleotide messenger RNA. It is a transcript of the gene tm4sf21b, whose product is annotated as transmembrane 4 L six family member 21b. NCBI's taxonomy places the organism in Eukaryota, Metazoa, Chordata, Actinopteri, Syngnathiformes, Syngnathidae. The transcript has 5 exons. The record is from RefSeq and is a predicted model, not a curated record. The coding region runs from base 34 to 633 and encodes 199 amino acids. Gene Ontology annotation, cellular component: membrane.